Penicillium hordei is the source of this 420-nucleotide messenger RNA. RefSeq names its product YjgF/Yer057p/UK114 family. The record is from RefSeq and is a predicted model, not a curated record. Bases 1 to 420 code for a protein of 139 amino acids. The transcript has a single exon. Gene Ontology annotation, molecular function: deaminase activity. NCBI's taxonomy places the organism in Eukaryota, Fungi, Ascomycota, Eurotiomycetes, Eurotiales, Aspergillaceae. Gene Ontology annotation, cellular component: cytosol.
AUGUCCUCUUUCACAUACAUCAACGAGAAAGGUGCUGGUGAAAAGCACAGCGAUAUUGGCCAUUACUCUCAGGCUGUCCUUCUUCCUGGCAACGUCGUUAAGUGCUCCGGUCAGGGCGGCUGGACCCCUACUGGCGAGCUUGAUGCGAAUGACUGGAAGCGUCAGAUCGACUUGGCCUUCGACAAUGUCGAUCGUGUUCUUCAGGCUGCCGGCCUGAAGGGAUGGGAGGAUGUCUACCUGCUUCGAUCCUACCAUGUAGAUAUCGGUGCCUCUUGGGAAUAUACAGUUGAGAAGCUCCGUGCUCGUAUUCCCGGCCACCGCCCCGUCUGGACUGCCAUUGCUGUUCCCCGUCUGGCUUUCUCCCAGAUGCUGAUCGAACUUGAGGUUGAGGCCCACAACCCCCGCGGAGCUAGCUUGUAA